Cavia porcellus (domestic guinea pig) is the source of this 3359-nucleotide messenger RNA. It is a transcript of the gene Cd6, whose product is annotated as CD6 molecule. Gene Ontology annotation, biological process: zymogen activation. The record is from RefSeq and is a predicted model, not a curated record. The transcript has 13 exons. Gene Ontology annotation, molecular function: serine-type endopeptidase activity. NCBI's taxonomy places the organism in Eukaryota, Metazoa, Chordata, Mammalia, Rodentia, Caviidae. Gene Ontology annotation, cellular component: plasma membrane. The coding region runs from base 133 to 2169 and encodes 678 amino acids.
CUGGGCUUGGUUGCCUGUGUGUGGGAGCCAGCGGCAGACACGAAGAGGAGCAGGUGGCCCACAGCACUCAGGCCACAUCCACACCAGCCUUGGAUGGCACUGCCCACAACCCAGCACGCGUAGCCGUCGGAGAUGGCGUCCGCCAUGUGGCUCUUCCUCGGCCUUGCUGGGUGGCUGACGGCAGCACUCUCAGGUCUGAGCCUCCCAACUACUGCUACGCCCGGUCAGCACAAUGUGAGCAUCAAGGCCCUGAAGCCAGGUUUCAGGGUGCGCUUGGCCAACCGGAGCAGUAGCUGCCGCGGGGAGGUGGAGGUCCAGCUUGGUGCCCUCUGGGCACCAGCCUGCGGGGUACCAUGGGACUACCAGGCUGCAGAGGCCGUGUGCCGUGCACUGGGCUGCGGCAGUGCGGAGCUGACCCUCGAGCCAGAGCCUGCAACCCCUGUGGGCAACGCCAGCACCUCUAACACCACGCGUGGACGCGCACUUGCUGUCCACUGCCGCGGCCCUGCAUGGGGGCUCUGUGAGGUGAAGGAGGAUGCAUGUAGAGGUGAUGCUGGGCCAGCCAGGGUCAUCUGUGCAGAUCCCCCCGCCCUGCGACUGGUGGGCGGCACCAGCCCGUGCGCUGGCCGUGUGGAGAUGCUGGAGCGCGGAGUGUGGGGCACCGUGUGUGACGACGCGUGGGACCUGGAGGACGCGCAUGUGGUGUGCAGGCAGCUGGGCUGUGGCUGGGCAGUGGAGGCGGUGCCCGGGCUGCGCUUCCCUGCGGGCAGGGGCCUCAUCCACCGCAACACGGUGAACUGCACGGGCGAUGAGGAGCACCUCUGGGACUGUGAGAGCCAGCCUGGUGAUGGCUACUGUGGCCACAAGGAAGACGCGGGCGUCGUGUGCUCAGAGCACCAGUCCUGGCGCCUGACUGGGGGUUCAGACCGCUGCGAGGGGCAGGUGGAGGUGCACUUCCGCGGGGUGUGGAGCACUGUAUGUGACAGCCAGUGGUACCAGCCGGAGGCCGACGUGCUGUGCAGGGCCCUGGGCUGCGGAUGCAUGGCGGACCGGCCCCCCGGGCAGCCGCACUCGCUGCCCGGCAGGAUGUUCUACUCCUGUGAGGGAGACGAAGCCACGCCCUUCCUCUGCACUUGGAGGUUCAACAACUCCAACCUGUGCAGCCAGUCUCGGGCAGCCAGGGUGAUCUGCUCAGGUUCCCGGACACUGUACAACCUGUCCGCAUCUCCAGUCCCCUCCAGCAUUCAGCCGGGGACUGUAGGUUCCUCAGUGCCGGUGGAGACCGAGAAGUCUCGGGAGCUGCUGCUCCUGGUGCCCAGCCUGGUCCUGGGGAUCCUUCUCCUUGGCGCGCUGGUCACCAUCGCUGUCAUCCUCCUGAGGGUCAAGGGGAAAUACGGUGGGCGCACAGUUGGGGCGCAGGCAGAACCUGAAGCCCUCCCCGUGGCCAGGAACCACCAGCACCUCCUGCCCUCCGCCACACCAGCAGGGAGCAAUAGCUACCACGUGGUUCCCAUCACUGUUCCUAAAGAGGAAGCACCCCCACCACCGGCCCUGCCCCCCGAGGCCUUAGACUCAGACUCUGGUUCGGACUAUGAGCACUAUGACUUCAGCGCCCAGCCACCCGUGGCCCUGACCACCUUCUACAAUUCCCAGCGGCACCGGGUCAUGGAGGAAGAGGCCCAGCAGAGCCGGUUCCAGAUGCCACCCUUGGAGGAAGGACUUGAGGAGCUUCACACUCCUCCCAUGCUGGCUGCCCUGCCUGGACCCUGCACCACGGACACUACCCCAAGGGACCCUGGGCGUCCCCAGGGUGGUAGCAGUGGGUCCAGCACAUCUUCUGGCGAGGACUACUGCAACAGCCCCAAAAGCAGGCCACCACCGUGGAGCCCCCAGGCAUUUUCCCUGGAACUGGCUGGGCCCCCCAUGCCUUUACCAGGUGGCGGGGUCCCUGCAGGCGACAGCUCCAGCACCUCGUCUGGGGAGUGGUACCAGAAUUUCCAGUCACCGCCCAAGCACCAGCCCACAGAGCAGUUUGAGUGUCCAGGGAGGGAUCCCAUGAUGUCUGGAGAAGCAGGGAUGGGGCCCCCUGACCUGAGACUCACCUCAGGUCCUGCUGGCCACCUGUCUGACUCCUCCUACUCCGACUACGAUGACAUUGGAGCAGCCUAGUGGGGUCCCUGCCGUGUUCCCAGGAGGCCCCCCUACUCCCUCCUCCUCCAGUCCCCUAGAUCACCUGAAUGGGCUGAGACCUCCCCACGGACAGAAGGAUACAUGUUGUCCACCAAGACCCAGGCAAGUGGGCUUGGUGGCACACACCUGUGAGCCUCGCACUGGCAGGAGGAUUGACCCCAGUUGGAGGCUGAACUGAACUACUCAGGGAAACCCUGUCUUAGCCACACAGGCUGGGCAGGAGUCAUGAUCCGCUGGGAAGUAAGGAGUUCUGGCUUUCGUGGGGCCCUGUUUGUGCUCUGGAGGUGACCCACACUAGGAAGCUUGGUGACUCCAAUGCUGGCCCGCACUUUGCCCAGAAGUUACUGACAGCUGCAAAGCCAGUCAGUGUGUCCCUGGGAGCUUCUGGCACGGGAGAGGCUCAUGAAGUUUCUCACUGAACCGCAGCCCAGCUGAGGCAGGAGGGUCUCUGCGGAAAUCUCCCUUCCUGACCAACCUGGACUGUGGGCCACGGUGGCCUGAGUGCAGCAUGGCCGGGGUCAGGAAUCAAGGGGACCUCACCAUGCCAGUUGGGCUGCAUUGGGUCCCGGCCCUGGCUGAGGAGAGUGAGUGUGUUGUACGUAGGCAUCUGGCCCAGCCAGUGGUGUGCACUGCCUCGGACGCACCCCACCCCACGUCCCCCGAUGGCCUGGGCAUCCACACCCAGCACCCGAUUCAGAACUCACUUUGUCUGCAGAUCAUGAGAACUAGGCCCUGACUCCCUCCCCACUGGUGGGCAGCCCAAGUGCCAUGCCACAGCUGCCCCCACCAAGGGCCAGCCUGGGCCCCUGGGUGCUCAUUCUGGGGCACAGAGAGACGCGGACACUGGCCAGGGCCUUGGGACCCCCAGCAUAGAGCUGUGGGGUGAGCUGCAGCACAGGCCACCCUGGGCGGUGACAGGGGGACGGUGCUGGCGGGCUUCUCCCGAGGUCCUCACAAGGCCGCCUCUGAACCCCACAUGCACGCUGUCACUGGCCCAGCCUGGGCUCCAGGCAUCCCCUGAACCUCGGCCAGAGCAAUCAGUGCUCUGCUGGUCCAUUGGAGUCUGGGGCUGAGUGCCACGCAGGCACUGACCUCUGGGGCCCUAGACUCCCCACCUGAAGCCAAGUACCUCUUCUUUCUUCCAAUAAACACUCUGCUGACUCCUCUCA